Messenger RNA from Apus apus (common swift), 1763 nucleotides. Its product is annotated as 3-mercaptopyruvate sulfurtransferase-like. The transcript is spliced from 3 exons. NCBI's taxonomy places the organism in Eukaryota, Metazoa, Chordata, Aves, Apodiformes, Apodidae. Gene Ontology annotation, cellular component: mitochondrion. Gene Ontology annotation, biological process: transsulfuration. Bases 155 to 1045 code for a protein of 296 amino acids. Gene Ontology annotation, molecular function: thiosulfate-cyanide sulfurtransferase activity. The record is from RefSeq and is a predicted model, not a curated record.
CGCCAACCAACUCCCCCCCACACCCCCCGGUGGCGGCGGCCAUGGCUGGCGGGCGCUGAGGGUGGGUUCUGCUCGGCUGAGGCCCCCAGCGCGCAGCCAGGUGGGUUCAGGCAGGCUCCAGGAAUCGGGUAAUCUCGGCCAGGACUCGGGAGCGAUGUCGCAACUCCUCUACCGCGCUCUGGUGUCUGCAAAAUGGCUUUCAGAAGCCAUCAAGACCCAGCAAGCUGGUCUGGCCUUGAGAGUCGUGGACGCGUCCUGGUAUUUGCCAAAGAUGAAGCGUGAUCCAAAGCGUGAAUUUGAGGAGCGCCAUAUCCCUGGUGCAGUUUUCUUUGACAUUGACCAGUGCAGCGACCGUACUUCGCCUUACGAUCACAUGCUGCCCAAGGCUGAUGACUUUGCUGAGUAUGUGGGGAAGCUGGGCGUGGGGAAUGAUUCCCAUGUUGUGGUGUAUGAUGGCAGUGACCAGGGGCUCUUCUCAGCGCCCCGGGUGUGGUGGAUGUUCCGGGCCUUUGGACACGAAGCUGUCUCCCUUCUGGAUGGUGGUCUGAAGAACUGGCAGCGAGAGGGGCAUGCGGUGAGCUCUGGGAAAAGCCAGGUAGCUCCCUCUGAGUUCCACGCCUCCUUGGACAAGUCCCUGGUGAAAACAUAUGAAGACGUCUUAGAUAAUUUGGAUUCCCACCGCUUCCAACUAGUGGAUGCGCGCGCUGCAGGACGGUUCCAGGGAGUAGAGCCAGAGCCCCGAGAUGGAAUUGAGCCUGGUCAUGUCCCCGGGUCAGCAAACAUCCCCUUCACCGAUUUCCUCACAGAGUCUGGCUUAGAGAAGACCCCUGAGCAGAUCCGCAGUCUGUUCCAGGAGAAGAAGGUGGACCUCUUAAAGCCGGUGGUAGCCACGUGUGGCUCUGGGGUCACUGCCUGCCACGUGGCUCUGGGGGCAUACCUCUGUGGCAAACCAGAUGUUGCGGUGUACGACGGGGCCUGGGUGGAAUGGUACAUGCGGGCACAGCCUGAAAACAUAAUUUCUGAGGGAAAGGGGAAGACGGUGUAAAUAAACUGCUUCGUCUCCCAGCUGUGCAGAUAAUUUGCCUUGAAACAGGAUUUGGAAAAGAUGGGUUUAUCGUUCCUGGUUAAGUGUCGUGAGGGGAAGGUGUUGAGUAACAAGUACUGGCACAUGGUGCUUUGCCACUUUCUCCUUAGCCUACUGCUGCUGCUUAGGAGCAUAAAGAUAACUUGGACAGCUAGCUGUAGGUGACCCUGCCUGAGCAGGUGGGGUGAACCAGGUGUCCUCCCAAGGUCACUUCCAACCUCAGCUGUUCUGUGCUUCUGUGACCUUUUUUACCAUAUCAAAUGGAAGGGAGAGAGUGCUGCUGGCAGCAAGGGGAAGUAAUUGAGUCAAGCCAAGCUCAUGACUCAGGAUGUUCUACCAUGUUCACUCAACAGGAUGGUCAUACUUGUCUAACUAUGCCUCAUGAUCCUGCUCUUUGCCUCUGUCUUAGAAGCCAUCCGUGCACUUUAUGGCUAUUUUGAGUGCAAAGGUUUGGGGAAAGACAGUAGCUGUUAAAGGAGCAAAUAUGGCUUCCAGGUUGGCACUUAGGUUAGAGACUUGGUUCAGAUCUCUUCUUGCACUUAGACUGUAACUGCAAUGUGUACUUAGCCAGUUUUGUACUGCUAUGAUCCAGAAUCCCCACUGGGGAAAAAAAAAUAUUCUGGGAGUAAAAAAAGGGUAAAUAAAUGUGUUUCAAGGUCUUUCUGCUGAAUGAAACUUA